Condylura cristata (star-nosed mole) is the source of this 784-nucleotide messenger RNA. RefSeq names its product RPA interacting protein (gene RPAIN). Bases 32 to 679 code for a protein of 215 amino acids. Gene Ontology annotation, biological process: protein import into nucleus. The transcript is spliced from 7 exons. Gene Ontology annotation, cellular component: PML body; nucleus. The record is from RefSeq and is a predicted model, not a curated record. NCBI's taxonomy places the organism in Eukaryota, Metazoa, Chordata, Mammalia, Eulipotyphla, Talpidae.
AGGCAUUCUGGCUCAAUUCCCGCGAAAGGAUAUGGCAGAGGCCUCGGAAUCUCCGCAUCGCUUGUUGUACAAACAGGUGGGCUCACCGCCUUGGAAAGAGGCUUUCAGGCAGGGAUGCCUGGAGAGAAUGAGAAACAGCCGGGACAGGGUCCUGAACAGAUACCGCCAGACUGUGCCAGGGAGAAUGCAGAAAACCCUUGUACAGGAGGUGAUGGAAGAAGAGUGGAAUGCUUUGCAGUCAAUGGAGAGCAGUCCAGAGGUCUUGACUCAGGUGGAAGAACCAAUGGACCUGACUGUGUUGGAAGAAAUUCAGCAGGAGCUGACUGACCAAGAACAGUCCAUCAUCAGUGAGUAUGAGAAGAGCUUGCAGUUUGAUGAAAAGUGUCUCAGCAUCAUGCUGACUGAGUGGGAAGCAAACUCCCUCAUCUGUCCUGUGUGUACAAAGUACAACCUGAGGAUAGCAAGUGGAGUGGUUAUGUGUCAGUGUGGCCUGUACAUCCCCUCACAUUCUCCAGAGUUGACAGAACAACAACUUCGUGCCUGUUUAGAGGACAGUGUGAAUGAGCACAGUGCGCACUGUCCCCACACACCUGAGUUUUCACUCACUGGAGGGACAGAAGAAAAGGCCAGUCUCCUCAUGAGCUGUCUGGCUUGUGAUACUUGGGCUGUGAUCCUCUAGCACCAACUCUGACUCAUCGUUCCACUGGGUUGGAAACAACUGGUUCCAUCUGAGAAGGGACCUUGUAAAUACAAACCUUUUAUUUAUAAGUUAUUUUGUAUUAAA